This is a messenger RNA of Pongo pygmaeus (Bornean orangutan), 1118 nucleotides long. Its product is annotated as olfactory receptor 2B6. The coding region runs from base 56 to 997 and encodes 313 amino acids. The transcript is spliced from 2 exons. NCBI's taxonomy places the organism in Eukaryota, Metazoa, Chordata, Mammalia, Primates, Hominidae. Gene Ontology annotation, molecular function: G protein-coupled receptor activity; olfactory receptor activity. The record is from RefSeq and is a predicted model, not a curated record. Gene Ontology annotation, cellular component: membrane. Gene Ontology annotation, biological process: G protein-coupled receptor signaling pathway.
UCCCUGCCAUUCUAUACUGAGAACUGUACAGAAACCAAGAGUUGAAACAUUAAUCAUGAUUUGGGUAAAUGAGAGCAUCAUACAGGAGUUUAUUCUGCUGGGUUUCUCAGAUCGACCUUGGCUGGAGUUUCCACUCUUUGUGGUCUUCUUGAUUUCUUACAUCGUGACCGUCUUUGGCAAUCUGACCAUUAUUCUAGUGUCACGCCUGGACUCCAAACUCCAUAUCCCCAUGUAUUUUUUUCUUACCAAUCUAUCACUCCUGGAUCUUUGUUACACCACAUGUACAGUCCCACAAGUGCUAGUAAAUCUAUGCAGCAUAAGGAAAGUAAUCAGUUAUGGUGGCUGUGUAGCCCAGCUUUUCAUAUUUCUGGCCUUGGGGGCUACUGAAUGUCUUCUCCUGGCCGUCAUGUCCUUUGAUAGGUUUGUAGCUAUUUGUCGGCCUCUCCAUUACUCAGUUAUCAUGCACCAGAGACUCUGCCUCCAGUUGGCAGCUGCAUCCUGGAUUACUGGUUUUGGUAACUCAGUGUGGUUGUCUACCCUGACUCUCCAGCUGCCACUCUGUGAUCCCUAUGUGAUAGAUCACUUUCUCUGUGAAGUCCCUGCACUGCUCAAGUUAUCUUGUGUUGAGACAACAGCAAAUGAGGCUGAACUAUUCCUUGUCAGUGUGCUCUUCCAUCUAAUACCCCUGACACUUAUCCUUGUAUCAUAUGCUUUUAUUGUCCGAGCAGUGUUGAGGAUACAGUCUGCUGAAGGUCGACAAAAAGCAUUUGGGACAUGUGGUUCCCAUCUAAUUGUGGUGUCACCUUUUUAUGGUACAGCUAUCUCCGUGUACCUGCAACCAUCUUCGCCCAGCUCCAAGGAUCAAGGAAAGAUGGUUUCUCUCUUCUAUGGAAUCAUUGCACCCAUGCUGAAUCCCCUUAUAUAUACACUUAGGAACAAAGAGGUAAAGGAAGCCUUUAAAAAGUUGGUUGCAAGAGUCUUCUUAAUCAAGAAAUAAGAAAUAUGCAAAUGAUAAGCUUUGCUAAAGACAAAAUAUUUACUUAGCUUACUAACUUCUCUGCAAAUUGCCCUAUUUUUGUUGUUACUGUAGAGAACAAUUGUAAUCUCCCUCAAAUAAA